Messenger RNA from Phaeoacremonium minimum UCRPA7, 1221 nucleotides. RefSeq names its product putative globin-like protein. Gene Ontology annotation, biological process: nitric oxide catabolic process; cellular response to nitrosative stress. Gene Ontology annotation, molecular function: oxygen binding; FAD binding; nitric oxide dioxygenase [NAD(P)H] activity. Gene Ontology annotation, cellular component: intracellular anatomical structure. The record is from RefSeq and is a predicted model, not a curated record. The coding region runs from base 1 to 1221 and encodes 406 amino acids. The transcript has a single exon. NCBI's taxonomy places the organism in Eukaryota, Fungi, Ascomycota, Sordariomycetes, Togniniales, Togniniaceae.
AUGGUGAGGGGUACCAUUCCAGCGCUGCGAGAACAUGGUGAGAGGAUUACCACUAUCUUCUACCGAAAUAUGCUUCGUGACCACCCCGACCUCAACAACUACUUCAACUCAGUGAACCAGAAGAAUGGCCGUCAGCCCAGAGCUUUGACCGCCGUCAUCCUGGACUUUGCCGCCAACAUCAAUCACAUGGCGGAGCUUAUUCCUAAGCUCGAACGCAUGUGCAAUAAGCACUGCUCACUCGGUAUCAAGCCUGAGCACUAUGAUAUCGUGGGGAAGUACCUCAUCGCAGCAUUCGGAGAGGUGCUUGGACCAGCCAUGACCCCGGAGGUGCAGUUGGCCUGGCACAAAGCCUAUUGGAUGCUGGCGAAGAUGCUCAUCGGGCGUGAGGCACAGCUGUACAAGGACUUUGAUAAGUGGACCGGGUGGCGGAAGUUCAAGAUUGACCGAAAGGUCGCAGAGACUGACGAGAUCUUUUCUUUUUAUCUGGUGCCGGCCGAUGGCAAGCGCCUUCCGACCUUCCUUCCGGGACAAUACAUCUCCGUGCGGAUCCACCACCCGGACAUCGGCUACCUCCAGUCUCGGCAGUACUCGCUCAGCGAAUCGCCGCGGCCUGACUACUACCGCAUUAGUAUCAAGCGUGACCAAGGAAUGGAGUACAGGAACUCCGUUUCCAAAUCUUUCCUCAACCCAGGACUGGUCUCCAAUUUCUUGGUAGACACACUACGGACGGGCGAAACUGUUGAGAUCUCCCAUCCGGCUGGCGAAUUCUUCCUCGACACCAACAACAACAGCAGCGUGCCAUUGGUGCUUAUCUCGGCAGGCGUUGGCGUCUCGCCGAUGAUAGCUAUCCUCAACACAGUCGUCCAAACCCAGCCAACGCGCUCUGUGUCGUGGAUUCACGGCUCGCGCCGCCUCAUCCCAUUCGAAGAGCACAUCCGUGCAGCAAAGCGGCGUUGUCCCAACCUUCGCACCAACUUCUUCAAGACGCAUUUGGCCGAUGGCGACCUAGCUGGCGUGACGUACGACUAUGACUUCCGUGUCGACUUGGCUAGAGUACACCCGGAGGACCUGUACCUGAGCCAUGGAGGCACGGAGUACUACAUCUGUGGACCAGAACAGUUCAUGCUGGAAAUGGCGGACUAUCUGAAGUCACAAGGUGUUGAUUCCGCAAGGCUCAAGUUCGAACUUUUUAGCACAGGAGAUAUGGCUUUUGAGCAUUGA